UGUUGGUGACUUAGGCCGACUUUGAGGUGGCACUCCGCCGUGUCUCAACCACCACCAUGGAUCCUCCUGCUCCUCCUUCUACUCGUUCCCGGGUUCUUGAGAUUAACCUCGUUUCAGCCGAAGACCUUACUCCGGUCUCCAAAAACAUGAAAACCUAUGCGGUGGUUUGGGUCAAACCCGACGAGAAGCUUUCCACCGGAGUUGACCAGAAAGGCGGAACUGACCCCAUUUGGAACGACCGUUUCACGUUCAAAGUCGACCAGAAGUUCUUAAACUCCGAGGAUGCGACGAUCGCCGUUGAGAUCUACGCCGCGGCGUGGGUUAAAGAUGCUUUGGUUGGAUCCGUUAAUGUUUUGAUUAACGAUAUUUUCCACUUGCGAUCCGUUGCCGACGCCAAAAGCAAUGACUCCGCCAGGAGAACCGUCACGCUUCAAAUCCGCCGCCCCUCUGGCCGCCCUCAAGGGAUUCUUAAAAUGGAGGUUGCCCUCGUUGAUAGUUCAAUGCGAAGCACCCCUCAGGUAGAAGACCAAAAGCCAGAACCAACAAUCCACGGCGGCUGCGGCAGUGUCCAUGAGAAUCAUGAGACAAAUGCCAACAUAAGCUCCGAGUUAACAACGGAGGAAAACUACAAGAAAAGGCCUCAAGGUUCCAUUGUUAAUUGCGGUUCAGGUUCCAGUGGUUCCGAGGUUAAAUGCAAUGGCGGAAGCAUGGUGAACGGUGACUCGCUUUGUAACUCCGACGUCGGACCUUCAGCUUCGGUUGUGGCGGCAGCCAUUGCCAAAGGGUUGUAUCAACCGCCGGGAAACAACCAACCGGAGACAAAAGAAACGAGUAAGAUAUCGGAAUGGACUAAGAAAGAAAGGGAAGAAGAACUAUCGAAGAAAUUAGAGAGGUGGCGGUCGGAAAUCCCACCUCAGGCCGUGAAAUCGAGGAGGAGAUCGAGGAAGAAAAGAAGCGGUGGUGGUAUCAAAUUGUUUUCAUGUUUCGGUAAUACUUUCCAAUUCGAAAUAUCGAUUAAUUUUGGAAGUAAGAAGAAACGUAGCAAUGGAAACAAUGGAAGUGGCGAUGGCAACAAUAAUAAAAUCUGCCAUUUGGGCUCUAUAAAUGAUAACAAUACCAAAUCUGUUGCUUGAAAUUUCUCUGAAAAGAUUUUAAUUCAGCUAUUACAUAUAUAUAUAUAUAUAUGAGAACAACAGAUUAUGAUUUUUUUAAUUUUAUACUGUAAAGAAAAAAAAAUCAUCAACUCCAGUAUAUAUAAUGUUUAUAUAUAUGUAUAGAUUAUCAAAAAAAAGAAGCCUCGAAA
Molecule: messenger RNA, 1303 nt
Organism: Gossypium raimondii (Peruvian cotton)
Lineage: Eukaryota; Viridiplantae; Streptophyta; Magnoliopsida; Malvales; Malvaceae
Exons: 1
Coding region: 57-1133 (358 amino acids)
Biological process (GO): defense response
Source: RefSeq, a predicted model, not a curated record